UGUUAGCAUAACCAAUUAAUAUUUAGUCUUCAAGUAAAGUGAAAUUGAAUAAAAAUCGUGCAAUGAAAAGUUCAACUCCAAAGCAUUCAAUUUAUUGGCUAAACAAUUCAAAUUUGGCGCCCGUUUAUUUAGUGUGGAAAGUUGCCGAUAGGGGCACCACAAAUUUUGGAGGUUAGUUUCUCUAAUUAAUUAAUAAUGUGCGAUUUUAUAUUAAAUUGAUAAAAAAAAUUGUUUUAACCGCAACUCACGAUUACGCUUGCAUUAAUGAUUGAUUAAUCAUUAAUUAACGAAUUUUGAAAGUGACAGUUUGUUGUGACGUUUCGUUGACAGCUAACCUAAAAGUUAUCACAGUGUGGAAAAUCACUUAAAAAUGGGUGAAAACGUGGAAAAUACACCCGGGCGGCAGGCAAUUGCCGUGAUGAAAGACAUCCAGAAGGAAAUUAUUUUCAAAAAACCGGUGGGAACGCCUCGGAAACGAGUCAAAGAGAAGGUUUUAGAUGAAGACACUUAUGUGGAGCACAUUGGUAAGAUUAUCCAGCGCGACUUUUUCCCCGAUCUUGAAAAACUCAAAGCCCAGAACGAAUAUUUGGAAGCCGUUGAGAGAAACGAUGUGACCAAAAUGAGGCAACUUUAUAUGAAAUAUAGCGGGAAUAGACCGCCAACACAGAGGAUACCAAGCCCUGCGACUUUUGAGACACCUGUCCACAAUUCGUUUGAGACUGAAGCCCCGCCAAAGCCACCCCCUGAGAAAAGCGAACCGAAAUUGAGUUUGGAUCAGUUUUUGAAUUCGCACACGUCUGAGGACAAUCGCAGUUUUAGUGAGAUUUUGGCCGAAUCUGAGAAAAAGCACCAGGAGAAGUAUUCGUUUUUAUACAAGGAGGAGGGCAACAGUGAGAAGGAGCGACAGGAACAGUUGGCUUUGCCCUCAAUUGUGAAACAGGGGGAAUUACCGGAAAAAAAACUAAACGUGGACACUUGGAGCUACAAAAAUAAAAACUACAUAAUGUACAUUCCUGACGGGGUUCCCCUGACACAAGAAGAAGAAAUGGAAUUGAACAAAAACCGGCAAGAAGUCGUCCACUGUAACACCCGCCUCACCAUCAACCCUUUCAACGAAAUCCAAAGCAAGGAGGCUAUCACCGAACUGGCCAAAAACCAGGCGAAAAUCCACGACGGUAAAAUCGGCGUUGACGGCAAAGAACUGAUGAAAGACAGCCCCCAGAUCAGGGGCUUCUCCUUCGUGAAGACCCCCUCGCCCCACCCGAACCUCACCGACACCCCCUUGAUGACGUGGGGCGAAAUCGAGGGAACCCCCUUUCGACUGGACGGCAGCGAUACGCCCCUGCCCCAUUCGCAAGGCCCCUCGUUUAAAAUGUCGGAGCCCCCACGUCGUGAACAGCUCGCCAUAGCUUUGGCUGAGAAAGUCGGAGAGAAGAAUCGAGACAGGAAACAGAAGGCUAUGGAGGCGGCGCGAAGGCGGUUUGCGACGCCGUCCCCGAGGACGGAAAGAUUGGCAACCAUGUCGCCGGCGGCGAGACGAUUUGCCACCUCCAGGUUGGGUUUAAGGGGUGAUUUUAUGACGCCCAGUCCGAAAAUAAGGGCCACUCCGGGGACUCCCAAGAGGAUGGUUACGCCUAAACUGAAUCUGGGGAUCAAGAAAAUCGAUAAUUUGACCGAUGAUUUGUUGAAGAUUAGUGUGCCGAAGAGGCACAAAGCCGCCGAUUUUUUCUAAUUGGAGAUUGUUUAUUUUUGGUUAAUAAAUAUUUGUUAAAACUG
Messenger RNA from Tribolium castaneum (red flour beetle), 1776 nucleotides. It is a transcript of the gene Es2, whose product is annotated as Es2. The transcript has 3 exons. Gene Ontology annotation, cellular component: catalytic step 2 spliceosome. Lineage: Eukaryota; Metazoa; Arthropoda; Insecta; Coleoptera; Tenebrionidae. The coding region runs from base 371 to 1732 and encodes 453 amino acids. The record is from RefSeq and is a predicted model, not a curated record.